GUCUUCGUUUGAUUUUUUUCUUAUGUGUUUUAGGCUACUUCAUUUAAUCACUUUGAAGUAACCUGAAAAACAAAAAAUAAAACUGCGAGUAAAUGUUUCAAUGAUUGGGUGAUUCGUACAAUUUGUAUACUUGCGAGCUGUCUACAUUUAGCAAGAUCGAUGGUUGAAGAGUAUUUGACAUUCACUAGUUCACGCAUCUGGUGUAGAUUUUAGAUUGGAUAUCUGUUUUAGCAGAUCCUUUCAUUACAUUAUGGAUUUUACAACAAAGGUCAGAAGGUGAAAAAGUGGAUAAUAUCAUGGUUGGAAGAACACAGGGGUCUCGUCAUUGUAUUGUUUUGUCUACCUGCCAGUUUUCUCUUUGAUUCAAUUUUCAAAUUACAGAGAUUGGUUCAUCAAAAGUUAUUUUAUGCUCCAGAGAAUCACGAUACCAGAGUCAAAUCCAUCCAGAAAAAGGUAAGGCAUUGGAAUGAACUACCUGUGGCUAAUAGAAUUCGAAUGUGUACAGCAAGACCGAAUUGGCUGAGUCUUUCUACAACAUUUUUCAGAAAAAAUGAAUGUUAUCAAGUAUCAAUUCCGCUCUAUGAUAUUCUUGACUUGGAUAAAGAAAGAAUGAUAGUUCGUGUGGAACCAAUGGUUUCUGUUGGAGAAAUAACCGAAUAUUUAAUUCCACUUGGGUAUACGCUGGCUGUGACAUUGGAAAUAUCAGAUGCAACUUGUGGUGGAUUGGCCGUGGCCGUUGGAAUGACAACUUAUUCACAUCGCGUUGGAUUGUAUCAGGAGGCAAUUGAAUCAUUUGACAUAGUUUUAGCAGACGGAUCACUUGUUCGGGCCACUCGAGAUGACCAUUCUGAUCUCUUUCAAUGUCUACCAUGGUCACAUGGUACUUUAGGAUUUCUUGUGGCAUUGGAAUUAAGGAUUGUUCCAGUAAAACCUUACGUUCAUAUGAAAUAUAUAUCAGUUAAAGGUCAAAAAGAAUACUGUGAUAAGAUGAGGGAAUUUUCAGGUGCUCAUGAUAAAGAUGCAAAACUACCUGAUUAUCUUGAAGCAACUGUUUUUUCAAAGAAUCAAGCUGUUAUAAUGGUUGGGAAUUUUGCAGAAUGUGAUUCACCAGAGAAACGAAGAAAAAUAAAUCAUGUAUCCAGAUGGUACAAACCAUGGUUUUAUAAACAUGUUGAAACAUUUUUGAACAAAACACACAAUGAAGAAUAUAUUCCACUGAGAGAAUAUCUCCUUCGACAUAACAGGGCUAUAUUUUGGGUUUUAGAGUCAAUGAUACCAUUUGGUAAUAAUCCCAUCUUUCGAUUAUUUCUUGGAUGGUUGUGUCCACCGAAGCCAGCUUUUCUCAAGUUUACGACAACGCCUGGAAUUAGAGCAAUGACAUUUGUUAAACAGGUGUUUCAAGAUAUUGUUUUACCAAUGACUGUUUUAGAAGAAUCUAUAAAUAAAGCAGAAGAGUUAUUUGAUACUUAUCCAGUGUUGAUAUAUCCAUGUACAAUAUACAAUCAUGGAAAGCACAGUGGACAGCUGAGGCCACCCCGACCUGAACAAAUGUGUCCUGGUACUGACUAUGGAAUGUUUUAUGAUCUGGGUGUGUAUGGAACUCCUGGUAAAGUAAAAAGAAAAGAAGGUUAUGAUGCGGUAUAUGCAAUGAGAAGUAUGGAAAGAUUCAUCAUUGACUCGGGAGGAUAUUCAUUUCUUUAUGCUGACAUAUUUAUGAAGACUGACGAGUUUGAGGAAAUGUUUGAUUUAACUUUGUACAGAAGUUGCAGAAAGAAAUACGGGACUGAAAAUGCAUUUCCCAAUCUAUAUGAUAAAGUGAAACCUGAAGUCGAUGUGUUCAGUAUUGGUAAACAAUAUGCUGAGAACAAUUGAUGAUAAGUUCUACUUUUAUAAUGUAAAUAAACGGUGAUGGGAUUCAAAUUUUUUGUCAGCCGGUUCUGCUACAAAAAGUCAUUGACAGUAACCAGUAAUGCCAACCGGUUCGCUGAUCUCAUAAAAUACGCUUCUAUAGAACCGGCUGAAUCCCACCACUGCAAAUAAAUAAUAUAGACAAGCUGCGAAUUGUUCGGACGUAAAAUUUGCUCGUUUAUUGAUUCAGGAAAUAUAUAGCUCUUAAACAAGAACAACAAACUGUAGGAUUUGAAAUUUAGAACAGAAACUAAACUGCUAGGGUGCUAUUAUUUAUUUUUGUUUCAAUAAUAAAAAUUGCGCUUCUUGGGACGAUUACAUGUUUGACGCUAUCUGGUGGUCAGCGAAGUCAUGAAGACUGCGGUUCAGGUUUCUACAGAUUGCAUACGCACAUACUCUGGUCUUCAAGCAUGAAUAUAUUCUAUAUUAAAAUAA
Molecule: messenger RNA, 2343 nt
Organism: Styela clava
Lineage: Eukaryota; Metazoa; Chordata; Ascidiacea; Stolidobranchia; Styelidae
Source: RefSeq, a predicted model, not a curated record